Messenger RNA from Phycodurus eques (leafy seadragon), 3301 nucleotides. RefSeq names its product mitochondrial elongation factor 2 (gene mief2). The transcript has 8 exons. Lineage: Eukaryota; Metazoa; Chordata; Actinopteri; Syngnathiformes; Syngnathidae. The record is from RefSeq and is a predicted model, not a curated record. Gene Ontology annotation, biological process: positive regulation of mitochondrial fission; mitochondrion organization. Gene Ontology annotation, cellular component: mitochondrial outer membrane. The coding region runs from base 179 to 1531 and encodes 450 amino acids.
CUUACAGCAGUUAGCAUUAGCUUGCAUGCUAAAUAGUACCGUAGAAGUGCCAAUCUAUUAUUGAGAUUUUAUUUUCAUAUCAUCAUUUGCUGCAAUCUUAAUCGAUUCUAAUGCUUUGCCACCGUGUCGUCACAGUCCUCUCUACGUUGAGUGGCUGAUUCUAAAGGCCACCGUCACAAUGCUGAACUUCCAAGUCGGUCGCAGGCGAGGCUCAGAUGGCGUAACCAUGGUGAUGGACUUCUUGCUGGCCAACGCCCGUCUGGUGCUGGGCGUCGGAGGCGCCGCCCUGCUCGGCAUCGCCACGCUGGCCGUCAAGCGGCUGAUCGAGCGUGCGGGCCACGCCGCUGAGGAGGAGAAGGUGGAGCAGAAGAUGGCGGAGAGCUGGGAGGAACUGAGCAAGAAGGGGCUGGAGGGAGUGGUCGUGCAGCACGUCGCCAAGGCUCGAGAAAAAAAAACACGCAAAGCCGACCUAUGUGAACCAACUGAGGAGUCGCCAGCCCUACCGGAGAAAUGCGGCCCCACCCUGCAGGAGCUUCUGCAUCAGUUCUACCACACCCGGGUGGCACUUUCCCCGCCGGAGGUCCACCGAGCUCAGUGUCGCGCUUUGGACAUCUGCAUGGAAAUCCAAGGCUUCCUUCGCACUCGUCAUCCCGACAUGCCGCUAGGAGAGAUGAGCCUCGGGGGAUCUCUGCUGGACGACUUACAGGUGGUGAGCGCGGACCACGCGUGUCUGCUGGUUCCUCUGGAGCUGGAGCCGGACCUGUGGCGUCUCAUCCCGGGAGAGGAGACGCUCCUCACGCACCCUCUGCACUGGAUGGUCAGACGGCUCAACGUGGAAUAUUUCCCCAGAGGACGCAGCUACUGGGACAGGUAUCUGGUGGGCGGCUACUUGUCAGCAGGGUCUGUGGUGAACAUGUUGAGCAAAGUGCUGAUGGAAACCAUCAACUGGCCGUCCAUCAGCAGCACUCUGGACUGCCUGGUCAGACCCGUGCUGGGAGGACCACGCCUCGAACUGGAGAUCCGGUGUCCGAACGAAGCUGGCGGCGUCCCGGCCGACUGCCCUCUCUUCAUCUCCGUCCUCCCGCUGCUGCGCGAGGGCGACGUGGUCCUGUCGGCCCAGCCCGAGCUGACCUCCCCGUGGGUCAACGCCUGGCACAUGCCGCUGUACCCGCGUGAGACCCAGCUCCUGGCCCAGCUGGACUCGCAGGACCUGGGCUGUCGCAGGAUGACUCUGAAGCUCCUGAAGGCGGCGUUCCGCCUCAACCCGGCCCUGCGACCGCUGGACUCGGCCGCCCUGGCCAACCUGCUCCUGCAUCUGAGCCGGCGCCAGGAGGACUGGAGCCUCGACAGCCUGCACCUGAGAUUCUGCCAGUGCGUCACCGAGAUGAUCGGUCACCUGGAGGCGGGGGUGCUGAGCAGCUACUUUAAGCCGGUCGUCAAUCUGCUGAGUGGACUGACGGACGAGCAGGUGGACCGCAUGGGAUUCAUGCUCUACUGUGCCGUCUCGGAACCGGAAAUUCUUCUCAUAUGACGCUAGGACAUCGAAGCUUCAGGAUGAUCCUUUUCUGUAGUGCUGCAUCUCAUUCAGGUAGUUUAUCCCAGCUGACUUUUGACAAGAGAAGCGGCGUACAGUUAAGCCCAAGCAAAAAAAAAACAAAAAACAAACAAAAAAAACACACAAGGACAGUGAACGCCCACUAUAAUUCCUAGGGAUGAGCCAGUGGUAUUGGGCCUAUUAGCCUGACGUAUUUCAAGGUAUCGGGUACUCUCGAAGGCUGCCGAUACUAGCCACCAACGCUUACGGGAAAAAGAAUCUGUCAUCGAGUAAAUACUCCUUACCAGUUGUUGGCGCUAUACUGUGGCAGUUUGACACAUCGGCGAAUCAUCAUGUGCAUAAUUAUCUGUUGUUGUGUUCAUUGAAAUUUUAUGUAUCAAAAGUAUUAGUGCUAUUGGUACUCUGUAUCUGUGAUUACUCGAGUAAAUAUUCGUACUGGUAUCAGUCUGAAAAGAAGUGGUAUGGAACUUAAACUUAAUGGAAUUUUGAUUGAAUUACAACAAAAAAAUGACUGAAUGACAUUUAUUUAUUCGCUGGAUUUGUAUUUAAAACAUUUUUUUUUUAGAUUUAAUGUUUUAAUAUUCAUUUAAUAACAUUAUUGAACUUGUAAAUUUAAUUAUUUAAUGACAUUUAAAAAUAAGACAAAAUUUAUUAUGUUAAUAAAUUGUCAUUUAAUGAAAUUUUGUCACAAAAAUAAUCUCAACAUUUUAUUAAUGACUAAAUGUAUUGGUUUUAUUUUUAAAUGUCAUUAAAUUAUUUAAUUACAUAUUUAAAAAUGUUAAAAAUAUAUAGAUAAUAAUAAAAACAUCAUUUAAAAAAUGUUUGAAAGAUUUAUUAAAUUAUUGUUUACAUUAUAAUUCUAAAGUACUAAAUUACAGUCAACAGCAAAAAAAAAAAAAACAUUUACCAGGAAAUUAUUCCUUCCCAAAAAGUUUUGUAAUCCCCUAUAGAUGCCACAGGAUGGCGCCAAAGCACUUUUUUCUGUUUGACAAGGCUAUGGCCUGUCUAAAUGAAGCUCCUCCCCUCAGUUCAACAUGGGUGCUUCGCACCAAGAUGCCACCAGAUGGCGGCAAAGCAAUAUUUUUUUUUACGUAAGACGUCUUUGGCCUGACCACAAAAAUGGCGAAUAGGUGAGUUUUGCCGCAAAUAACAGAAAAUAGCUUUCCCCAAUAAAUCUACGAUGAGCUGAAUUCAUAAAAUAUGUGUGGGGUUCACUGUGAGUGGUGCCCCCCAAAAUAUAUAAUUGCCUAUGUUAAUAGUUUUAACUGUAAAUAGAGUGGUCUCCUGCAUGUUCGCAAUUUGCUAAUUACGUAUUCACCUAAUUGCUGAUUUAUUUAUUAUUUUUCUUUCUUAUUUUGGGGGCGGGGGGUUCCUCCACUGGCUGAAAAGCUCACCUUUUUGUGCGCUUUUGUGGACUGCUGCCAACUUCAGGAUGUGCCUGAUUAAAAAAAGGACAGCACGCACACUUGAACACGUGGCUCAAUGUCAAAUGAGGAAAAUCACAAUUGCCUCAUUUACACUUAUACACUGAUUAUGCCGGGUGGCUGGAUUCUUAAGUACAGUACAUGCAUUUGUAUUACACAAGAGGUUCAAGGAUGUUUUUUGUCAAAGUUCUCUACAAGGAAUUAUUUUUAUUUUAAUCUCAGUACGAGUGUUGGGAGUGUUUGGUUUAUUUUUCAUGCCGAGUGAAAGAUUUUAUGUGAAAAUGAUGAUGAUAAUUACAAUAAAGCAUCCGUUAUAACUGAA